CCUUCGGCCGGGAAACCCCGUUGGCCCGCGAGGCUCUUCCUUUCCGAUCCGCCAUCUGUGGUGGCAGCGCCGCCAGGAUGCAGAUUUUCGUGAAGACCCUUACGGGGAAAACCAUCACGCUCGAGGUUGAACCCUCGGACACUAUAGAAAAUGUCAAGGCCAAGAUCCAGGAUAAGGAAGGAAUUCCUCCUGAUCAGCAGAGGCUGAUCUUCGCUGGCAAGCAGCUGGAAGAUGGCCGUACUUUGUCUGACUACAACAUCCAAAAGGAGUCCACCCUUCAUUUGGUGUUGAGACUUCGUGGUGGUGCUAAGAAAAGGAAGAAGAAGUCUUACACCACCCCCAAGAAGAACAAGCAUAAGAGGAAGAAGGUGAAGCUGGCUGUACUGAAGUACUAUAAGGUGAGCUGCUGA
Microtus ochrogaster (prairie vole) is the source of this 410-nucleotide messenger RNA. RefSeq names its product ribosomal protein S27a (gene Rps27a). Gene Ontology annotation, biological process: translation. The transcript is spliced from 5 exons. Gene Ontology annotation, cellular component: ribosome. Lineage: Eukaryota; Metazoa; Chordata; Mammalia; Rodentia; Cricetidae. Bases 78 to 410 code for a protein of 110 amino acids. Gene Ontology annotation, molecular function: protein binding; structural constituent of ribosome. The record is from RefSeq and is a predicted model, not a curated record.